AUACUACCAAACUUACUGCUGAGAAUACUGAGCUGAAAGAUAGAGUUACAAAAUUGGAACAGAUAUGGACUCUAGUCACUAUUAAUGACCAAAAUGCAUCUUCUACAAAAGAUAAGAAAUCUAUUAUUACUGAUUUCACACCUGAACCAAUACACAGCUCAACCCAGCUACAAAAAAGUAAGUCUAAAUAUAUAUUUGAAUCUCUAACAGAGUCUGUAACAUCCAUAACUUCUUUACAACAAGAUAUUGUUGAUGAUGAUCUGGCUAGUGUCCUUGAAUUCGUAGAAACAAUAUAUAAAGAAAAUGUUGCACCCACUAUUUCUCAUGAGCAAAAGAAAGAACAAGGCUUAAUUCAGGAAAUAUCUGCAGGUGAUAGCCAAGAUGAUGCAUUCCCAUCCACCCAAGAUCAUGACUCCAUAUCUCCAGAAUAUUCAACUGAAAUUUUGCUGACCUCAGAUGACUUACCCAAAACUGAUGUAGGUGAGGAAACUUUACCGAAAAUUGAGGUGAACACGCCGUUACCUGCACCAAGUUCUCUUUCCGACAAACCAGAAAAUGAAGUUAUCGAAGUUCGAAAUCAUCUACUGGCAACCUAUUUUCUAUAUAAUACUUUUUAUGAGUUAGAGCACGAAAUUGACCUUGAUGGUAUCAAGACAGUCCAUCGCAUUAUGUUAAAAGACACAUCUCUGGAGAGAAUUGAAUUUGGUGAGGAUUUCCAACGCGCAGGUGAGUUCCGAAAGACAGAAGUAGAAGCACGUGGUUCGAUAUACACCGUUUAUCCAAGCCAAAAUAGUGGUCUUCAUCCUCUCAUAAUCGCUAGUCGUAUACUUUCGACCUUCCUUCAUGUUCAUCCAUUUGCAGAUGGUAAUGGGCGUGUUGGACGUUCAAUUAUGGCAUUAUAUCUCAUCCGCAAUGGGCUUCCGCCCGUUGUUUUCCAAGAUAUUCCACGAGAAGAAUACACAUCUACUUUAUUUCUAGCACAAGCAGAAAAGGAUUCGAUUCCACUAUAUGCUUUGGUUGUGCAAAACAUCUUUAAUAUUUUAAUGAGAUAUCAAGCGUAG
Messenger RNA from Racocetra fulgida, 1061 nucleotides. The record is from the annotation of a GenBank genome assembly. Lineage: Eukaryota; Fungi; Glomeromycota; Glomeromycetes; Diversisporales; Gigasporaceae.